Nannospalax galili (Upper Galilee mountains blind mole rat) is the source of this 5421-nucleotide messenger RNA. Its product is annotated as histone-lysine N-methyltransferase MECOM. The transcript is spliced from 16 exons. The record is from RefSeq and is a predicted model, not a curated record. Gene Ontology annotation, cellular component: nucleus. Gene Ontology annotation, molecular function: RNA polymerase II cis-regulatory region sequence-specific DNA binding; DNA-binding transcription activator activity, RNA polymerase II-specific. NCBI's taxonomy places the organism in Eukaryota, Metazoa, Chordata, Mammalia, Rodentia, Spalacidae. Gene Ontology annotation, biological process: regulation of transcription by RNA polymerase II. Bases 882 to 4040 code for a protein of 1052 amino acids.
UCUGGAUGGCCGAGCAGAUCCUCUUUAAAGAGACAGUUCAUGAAAUAGAAACCCGGCGUCUGAGCUCCGAGUCUCCAAAGGGACUGGGACAAGCCGGUGAGGGUCUGGACUGGGGAAGGCUGAGGAUCCGAAGGGGCGAAAGCUGCGCAGCCCCCCUCCCCACCUUCGCAGACCCCCCCUCCUCCUGCUGGUCUUCCCCUGGAGCUGGGAGCAGAAGUGGAAGAAGUUUUAGUGGGUUUCAGAUAACUUUCAUUACACACCCGCCUGAUAAGAGGGAGAGAAAGUGAGGAAAGAGGGAGGCGGUGUGAGGCAGAAGGAUUAGCUGCCUGGUCAUUUAGGAAGAAGGGGAAAAAAAACCCAAACACACCCAACCCGGGUUACCCAGACGCGAGAAGAUUGCAUUUGGGGUCUUAAAAUACACUGUUGGCGGACAAUAAAUCCGAAACGCGUGGCCCGGCGAACAGCUCCCAGAGAAGGACAAAGUUAUCACAGACCCAUUUGGAAAUCCAGACGCAAGGCUUUAUUGUUUUUGUUUUUUUCACUUAAAAAAAAAAUCUCGAAAUGUUGCUGGGUAUCGUUUGAAAGGAUUUUCCGCACAGGAGUGCUGGGGGUUGCUGCUGAUUUUAUUUUGUUUAUUUUAAUUCUGCUGUGAUUGUUUUUUAUUGCUGAGUUGAGGCCAUAGAAAUCGGAAGAUCUUAGAUGAGUUUUGCAAUGUGAAGUUCUGCUUAGAUGCCAGCCAACCAGAUGUAGGAAGCUGGCUCAAGUACAUCAGGUUUGCCGGCUGUUAUGAUCAGCACAACCUCGUUGCAUGCCAGAUAAAUGAUCAGAUAUUCUACCGAGUAGUAGCAGACAUUGAGCCUGGAGAAGAGCUCCUGCUGUUCAUGAAGAGCGAGGACUAUCCCCAUGAGACCAUGGCGCCUGACCUCCAUGAAGAGCGACAGUGUCGCUGUGAAGACUGUGACCAGCUCUUUGAAUCCAAGGCUGAACUAGCAGACCACCAGAAGUUUCCAUGCAGCACGCCUCACUCAGCAUUCUCAAUGGUGGAAGAGGACUUCCAACAAAACCUUGAGAGUGAGAGUGAUCUACGAGAGACACACGGCAUCCAGGAGUGUAAGGAGUGUGACCGAGUGUUCCCAGAUUUGCAAAGCUUGGAGAAACACAUGUUGUCACAUACUGAGGAGCGGGAGUACAAGUGUGAUCAGUGUCCCAAGGCAUUUAACUGGAAGUCCAAUUUAAUUCGCCACCAGAUGUCACAUGACAGUGGAAAGCACUAUGAAUGUGAAAAUUGUGCCAAGCAGGUUUUCACGGACCCUAGCAACCUUCAGCGGCACAUUCGGUCUCAGCAUGUUGGUGCCCGGGCCCAUGCUUGCCCGGAGUGUGGUAAAACAUUUGCCACUUCAUCAGGCCUCAAACAACACAAGCACAUCCACAGCAGUGUGAAGCCCUUUAUCUGUGAGGUCUGCCAUAAAUCCUAUACUCAGUUUUCAAACCUUUGUCGUCAUAAGCGCAUGCAUGCUGAUUGCAGAACCCAAAUCAAGUGCAAAGACUGUGGACAAAUGUUCAGCACUACGUCUUCCUUAAAUAAACACAGGAGGUUUUGUGAGGGCAAGAACCAUUUUGCGGCAGGUGGAUUUUUUGGCCAAGGCAUUUCACUUCCUGGAACCCCAGCUAUGGAUAAAACGUCCAUGGUUAAUAUGAAUCAUGCCAACCCGGGCCUUGCUGACUAUUUUGGCACCAAUAGGCAUCCUGCUGGUCUUACCUUUCCAACAGCUCCUGGAUUUUCUUUUAGCUUCCCUGGUCUGUUUCCUUCGGGCUUGUACCACAGGCCUCCUUUGAUACCUGCUAGUUCUCCUGUUAAAGGACUAUCAAGUACUGAACAGUCAAACAAAAGUCAAAGUCCCCUCUUGACACAUCCUCAGAUACUGCCAGCUACACAAGAUAUUUUGAAGGCACUAUCUAAACACCCACCUGUAGGGGACAAUAAGCCAGUGGAACUGCUGCCCGAGAGGUCCUCUGAAGAGAGGGCCCUUGAGAAAAUCAGUGACCAGUCAGAGAGUAGUGACCUUGACGAUGUCAGUACACCAAGUGGCAGUGAUUUGGAAACAACCUCGGGCUCUGACCUGGAAAGUGACCUUGAAAGUGAUAAAGAGAAAUGUAAAGAAAAUGGUAAAAUGUUCAAAGACAAAGUAAGCCCUCUGCAGAAUCUGGCUUCAAUAAAUAAUAAGAAAGAAUACAGCAAUCAUUCCAUUUUCUCACCAUCUUUAGAGGAGCAGACUGCGGUGUCGGGAGCUGUGAAUGAUUCUAUAAAAGCUAUUGCUUCUAUUGCUGAAAAAUACUUUGGUUCCACAGGACUGGUGGGGCUGCAAGACAAAAAAGUUGGAGCUUUACCUUACCCUUCCAUGUUUCCCCUCCCAUUUUUUCCAGCAUUCUCUCAAUCAAUGUACCCAUUUCCUGAUAGAGACUUGAGAUCGUUACCUUUGAAAAUGGAACCCCAAUCACCAAGUGAAGUUAAGAAACUGCAGAAGGGAAGCUCUGAGUCCCCCUUUGACCUCACCACUAAGCGAAAGGAUGAGAAGCCCCUGACUCCAGUCCCCUCGAAGCCUCCAGCAACACCUGCCACAAGCCAGGACCAGCCCUUGGAUCUAAGCAUGGGUAGUCGAAGUAGAGCCAGUGGGACAAAGCUGACCGAGCCGCGGAAGAACCAUGUCUUUGGGGAAAAGAAAGGAAGCAAUAUGGAGGGCAGAGUGGCUUCGGAUGGGUCUUUGCAGCAUGCCAGACCCACGCCCUUUUUCAUGGAUCCCAUUUACAGAGUAGAGAAAAGAAAGCUAACUGACCCACUUGAGGCUUUGAAAGAGAAAUACUUGAGACCUUCUCCAGGAUUCUUGUUCCACCCACAAUUCCAACUACCUGAUCAGAGAACUUGGAUGUCAGCUAUUGAAAACAUGGCAGAGAAGUUAGAAAGCUUCAGUGCUUUGAAGCCUGAGGCCAGCGAGCUUUUGCAGUCGGUGCCCUCCAUGUUCAACUUCAGAGCACCUCCCAACGCCCUGCCGGAAAACCUGCUGCGGAAGGGGAAAGAGCGUUAUACCUGCAGAUACUGUGGCAAGAUUUUUCCAAGGUCUGCGAACCUAACACGGCACUUGAGGACCCACACAGGAGAGCAGCCUUACAGAUGCAAAUACUGUGAUCGAUCAUUCAGCAUAUCCUCAAACUUGCAGCGACAUGUUCGUAAUAUACACAAUAAAGAGAAGCCAUUUAAGUGUCACUUGUGUGACAGGUGUUUUGGUCAACAAACCAAUCUAGACAGACACCUGAAGAAACAUGAGAAUGGGAAUAUGUCUGGUACAGCAACAUCAUCGCCUCAUUCUGAGCUAGAAAGCACAGGUGCAAUCCUGGAUGACAAAGAAGAUGCUUACUUUACAGAGAUCCGAAAUUUCAUUGGAAACAGCAACCAUGGUAGCCAAUCUCCUAGGAACAUGGAUGAGAGAAUGAAUGGCAGUCACUUUAAAGAUGAAAAGGCUCUGGUGACCAGCCAAAAUUCAGAUUUACUGGAUGAUGAGGAAGCAGAAGACGAGGUGUUAUUAGAUGAGGAUGAUGAAGACAAUGAUGUGCCAGGAAAACCCAGAAAGGAGCCAGGGACAAGUAAUUUAGAUGAAGGCAUUCCUGAGGACGACUAUGAAGAAGCCGGUGCCUUGGAGAUGAGUUGUAAGACAUCCCCGGUAAGGUAUAAAGAGGAAGAUUACACAUCGGGACUGUCUGCUCUGGAUCACAUAAGGCAUUUCACAGAUAGCCUCAAAGUGAGGAAAACGGAAGAUGCUCAGUACACUGAAGCUGAGCUGCCUUCUUUUAGCUCUUCCCAUGUGCCAGAGGAACUUAAACAGCCCUUACACAGAAAGUCUAAAUCGCAGGCAUAUGCUAUGAUGUUGUCACUGUCUGACAAGGAUUCCCUCCAUUCCACAUCCCACAGUUCCUCCAAUGUGUGGCACAGCAUGGCAAGGGCUGCAGCGGAAUCCAGCGCCAUCCAGUCCAUAAGCCAUGUAUGACAUUAUCAAGGUUGACCAGAGUGGGACCAAGUCCAAUGAUAGCAUGGCUCUUUCAUACAGGACUAUUUACAAGACUGCUGAGCAGAAUGCCUUAUAAACCUGAAGGGUCACUCAUUUAAAGUCUGGUGACCUUAAACUGAAUGAUUAAAGAAAAAGAAAGAAAAAAGGAAGCUAUUUAUUCUCGAUAUUUUGUUUUGCACAGCAAAGGCAGCUGCUGACUUCUGGAGGAUCAAUUUAACCAAAAUGAUUCAAGGAAAAUGAAAACCUCACUGGGGGAGGGUAUCUUCCAGCUCACCCUGCCCUAGGGUGUGGGUGGGUGAAAGGGGCAGUUGAGAUGGCAGCAUUGAUAUGAACACUCCAUAGAACCGAUGUGACUGGGAACAGUUGCUUUUAAUUACAGAUUUGAGUUUUUUUCCUUUGUUAAAGUUUUAUGUAAUUUAACCCUUUGAAGACGGAAGUAGUUGGAGGAAAUGCACAAUUAUAGCGUGAUAGCAGGAGUACUUGUUCCCUUUACCUUUUGCCUUCUUAAGUACAUUGUUUAAAACUAGGGAAAAAAGGGUAUGUGUAUAUUGUAAACUAUGGAUGCUCAUGCUCAGAGAGGUUAAGUCAGUGAAGUAACCUGUUCAUCACCAGUACCGCUGUACCACUAAUACAAUGUUUGCCAAAUCCUUGUAAUAACAUCUUAAUUUUAGACAAUCAUGUCACUGUUUUUUAAUGUUUAAAUUUUUUGUGUGUUGUGUGUAUCAUGUAUUUAUUUGUUGGCAAACUAUUGUUUGUUGAUUAAAAACAGCACUGUUCCUGUUGGCCACUAUUUUAUGAUGUCUAAGGCACACCCCUUUCUGAAUUUUAAGGACCAAGGUGACCUGACCUGUGUAUGGGAGUGCCCAAUGGUGUUUGGCUUUUCUUAACAUUCCUUCUUUUUCAUUGUUGUUGUUUGUUGUUUUGUUUUCCUUUUUUAAUGAACUAAAUACGAAUAGAUGCAACUUAGUUUUUGUAAUACUGAAAUUGAUUCAAUUGUAUAAACGAUUAUAAUUUCUUCAUGAAAGCAUGAUUCUUCUGAUUAAAAACUGUCCCCCAUAUUUUAUGCUGGUCGUCUGCAAGCUUGUGCGAUGAUGUUCUGUUCAUGUUAAUCCUAUUUGUAAAAUGAAGUGUUCCCAACUUCUGUUUAAAAGAGAGAAGUAAAUAGCAGACUGUCUUCAGUUAUUUUGCCCUUUAUUGAGGAACCAGAUUUGUUUUCUUUUUGUUUGUAAUCUCAUUUUGAAAUAAUCAGUAAGUUGAGGUACUUUCUUCCAAUGCUUUGUACAAUAUAAACUGUUAUGCCUUUCAGUGCAUUACUGUGGGAGGAGCAACUAAAAAAAAUAAAGACUUCCAAAAAUGAUGA